This is a messenger RNA of Dovyalis caffra, 198 nucleotides long. The record is from the annotation of a GenBank genome assembly. NCBI's taxonomy places the organism in Eukaryota, Viridiplantae, Streptophyta, Magnoliopsida, Malpighiales, Salicaceae.
AUGAGGAGUAGUCAAAUAAGGGGGACCCAAUUAACACCAACAUCCACCAGUCAGUUGGGAGCUGAGACCAAGUGGGCUCACAGCUCGGAGACCCCCAGUUUGGGCGCACGUGCGAGGGCUCAGGCGUGCGUAGUUAGCCAGCGUGGGCAAAAACAAAACGUGGCGACCAGAGAUACAUGGGCGCGAGAUGUUGAGUAA